This is a messenger RNA of Bacidia gigantensis, 1272 nucleotides long. RefSeq lists its product as uncharacterized. Bases 1 to 1272 code for a protein of 423 amino acids. The transcript has 2 exons. The record is from RefSeq and is a predicted model, not a curated record. NCBI's taxonomy places the organism in Eukaryota, Fungi, Ascomycota, Lecanoromycetes, Lecanorales, Ramalinaceae.
AUGAUCAUCAAGGAAGUCUCUAUACCAGGAACAAAUCACGACGACCGCUUUAAGCCUCAGUACGAUCUAGGACACGUCCGUUUGGUCAAUAAAAGAUUCGCAGACGCAACAUCGCCUCUGUUGUUCUCAACGAUACCACUUUGGAUCGGACUAAAGAGUGUUCAGAAGUUAAUAGCUAUUUCCAAACAUCCUUUGCUCUCAAAAUACGUCCACACCAUUCAAUUCUCCACGUUACAAUUUACAGGGACACCAUCCGAACACUUAGGCUCCACUGAAAAUCUCUUCACGUAUUCAUAUUCAAACGACUACCUAUUCAAAGAUCUGCAGGCUUGUAGUACAAACCUUAAGUAUGCUGCAGAACAAGCUGCUCUACACACGGGAGAGUUCGCGAAGUCUGCUUUGACGAAGGCCUUGGAGCAAUUUGAUAGCCUACGAGUAUUCUCGAUUGUCCUGCAGAGCCCUUGGAUUGGAGCUAAAGAGGUGAAUCAAGCUUUCUCGGAAUUCCAUACAGCCGACAUCACGUUCAAUGAUGAGAAGCCUUUGAUUGUGGCCCUGAAAGCGCUUGAUGAAUCCGGGCGAAAACUCACGAGCUUACAAGUGAGAGAGACUGAUGUCGUAAACCAUGGAGGCGACCAGAUAUCAACAUGCCCGCAAAGCCAUUUUCUUCUGGUGCGUCCGUGGGGGGCACCUUACGCAUCCGUGCUCGCGGGAACACUUGAGCGCACUAUGCCUUCAUUGCGAAACUGGUCAUCCCUCAAACAUCUCGAACUAUUCCUACCAGGAUUACAGCAAGUAGAAGAGGACGAGUGGGAUACUACGAGCUAUGUAAAGAUGCGACACCACGUAAGAAUUCUGCUCGAAGGACUCGUCAAUCUUCAGAAGCUCGACCUGUCCUGCAAUGAGUCUUGCCAGGAUGACGAUGUCGGCCCUGACAGCGUGACUGCAUAUAUCUCGUCAACUUUAAUGCCGAAGCUUCUUAGCUUGAGACUAGAAACUAUGGAAUUCGAUAACGUCGACGAGAUGGUGGACUUCUUCAAAUUCCGCUACCAGCAAUUGAGAGACGUCAGUCUGGUCUCCGUUUGCAUCAAUGAGCAACGCAUCGUUCCAAUAAGUGACUUCCUUGAACGCAUGGAACGCGUCGUCUGGAAGGCCCUGAAAGAAUUUCUCAUCAUCUGGACUCAUAAAGGUUCAAGAGUCGACAUUGCGCCUUUCUUACGGUGCGAACCAGGCGAAAAAGCAACAUCACCCUUAUAUCAAACGCCUUUAGGGUGA